AUGAAGCCCAAGCAUGGACUGAGAGAGCUGAAUGGCAGCAGAGGGGGACAGCUGGGCUGUGUGGCCAGGCACAUUAACAGUGCAACAUGGUGGAGUGAGCAUCUUUCUGAAGAGAACGUCAAGUUCCUCCAGAAGGUAACUGCAGAAGAGUACAAAGCCCAGACAGACAGCAAGCUGUGCCCUCUGAAGGACGAACCAUGGCCGUUGAAUGAGUGGAAACCAGAUUCUCGCAGAGUUGGUGUUGUUGCAGUAAAAUUGGGAAUGAUGCCAAUAUGGACCAAGUCAGGAAAGAAACAUGCAGUCACUCUACUAAAGGUGCAAGAUUGCCAUGUUUUAAAGUAUAUUUCAAAAGAAGAUUCAGGUGGAAAAUCACCGAGACUCGUUGUUGGAGGGAAAAAUGGAUCUCCUUUUUCGAGAUCAGAGUCUGAAAUGAAAAUUUUUAGAGAAGCUGGAGUACCACGGAAGCAGAAAAUUACAUCAUUUAAUGUAACAAAUGAUGCCAUCAUUAAACCAGGAACUCCUCUGUAUGCUGCUCACUUCCGCCCAGGGCAGGUCGUGGAUGUAACUGCAAAAACAAUUGGUAAAGGAUUUCAAGGUGUUAUGAAAAGAUGGGGAUUUAAAGGCCAGCCUGCUACUCAUGGCCAAACUAAAACUCACAGGCGUCCUGGAGCAAUAUCUACCAAUAAAGCUUCCAAAGUUUACCGUGGAAAGAAAAUGCCUGGUAAAAUGGGUAACGUUUACAGAACAUCCUUUGGAUUAAAGGUGUGGAGAAUCAACACAAAACAUGACAUUAUUUAUGUAAACGGGUCUGUUCCAGGUCACAAAAAUUGUCUGGUGAAGGUGAAAGAUACCAAAUUGCCUGGUUACAAGGACUGCAAUAAGAACCCUCCAUUCCCCACAUAUUUUGCUGAUGGAGAUGAAGAAUUACCAGAAGACUUGUAUGACGAGGACGUUUUCCAAUUCACAGAUCCAUCUGUCACAUAUGCUUAAUGUUCUUGACAACUUUGAAAACAUAUGUUUUUAUCUUACUUUCAUGAACUUUACAUUGCUGUGUAAGAGUAAACCUGUAAA
Tinamus guttatus (white-throated tinamou) is the source of this 1071-nucleotide messenger RNA. The record is from RefSeq and is a predicted model, not a curated record. NCBI's taxonomy places the organism in Eukaryota, Metazoa, Chordata, Aves, Tinamiformes, Tinamidae.